GGCUGCCGCGUAGCCACCAACCGGAUGAAAUGACCGGCGCUUGGCUACCACGACUUCGAUGGCUAUGGAGUUCCGAGCGCUCGAUCUCCGCAGGAUCCUUCGUCUCGUCGCUUCCACCGCUCCUCUCGGGGGAAGGUGGAAGCGGCUGCUGAGCACCGCUGAUGCUGGCGCCUCCGGCGAGUUCCACAGCGGAAGCGCCUAUGAGGUGCUAGGGGUACCGGAGUCGAGCUCCUUUGCGGAGAUCAAGGCCUCGUUCCGUAAGCUCGCCAAGGAAACCCACCCUGAUAUGGUCGCAUCGGGUUCGCCUGACGACGCUGCCGCCUCCGAUCGCUUCCUCCACGUCCUCGCCGCUUAUGAGAUUCUUUCCGAUUCUAAGAAAAGAGCUGACUAUGAUAGCUAUUUACUUGCUCAAAGGCAAACAUUUCAAAAACGGUGUGGAUUUGCUUCACCCAUCUAUUCCCAGAGCUCCUCACUAACGAUGGCAAGACAUAGCAAUGUAGUGGAAUGGCUAAAAUGGUACAGACUUGUUGUUGAUGAUAUUAUUAUGGAGAGGAGAGUAGCAACGGGCACUAGUUAUUUUGAUAAACUAGAAAAUGAAUUCUACUCGGCAAUACGGAUGGCAUAUUAUGGGCCACCAAUUGAGUCUAUUGAUCUACUUCCUGAUUGUUUUGAGGCUGAAGAAAGGUCUGGAUAUGAAACUUCAGAGGUCCUUCAGCUAGUCUCAGGACGUGAUUUGUUUGGAAUUGUUAAUUUGGUGGACAGACUUCCUGAAUUAUCUUAUAUUUUCCAUGAAAAAAUAACCAAUUUUGAUUAUUCCAUGGUUCAUGGAGCUCAUGAAGAUGUUGAGCAGUCUAUCGUGGAAGGGAAGGUUGCUCAUUCAAGGAAUGCCAAUAUUUCUGGGACAGAAAUGGCUCAAAGCAGUGUGUCUGAAUCAGAUGCUUAUAAAGACCUUGAGCUCCAUAUUUUUGGGAGAGUAGUUGCUGUAGCAAACAGAAGUCAGAGAUGCAAAUGCAUUGACUUGCCAAUAGUGGAUUCAGAAGACCAUAUACAUAUCUUUCUGCCUACAGAUGGAGCCAAAAACUCAGCUUCGUCAGGUUCCUCAGGAUCAAGAACUUUACUGGGAAUAGUCACGGGACUUGGGACGAGCACGGAGGAAGAUUCAUGCUCUGUUUAUAAUAGAACUGGGGUUAAAACGCACGUGAUUAUGAAGCAUAGAACUUUACUGAUUGAAUACAUCUAUGCCACACCAGUAGUGGAACAAAUCAUAGACAAGGUCACAGGUGGAACAAUUGACAGUCUUUUUUCCAUUUAUCCUUUUAGUUCGGGUAGAAAAUGGAUUGAAUACUGACUUAAAGUGGACAUCAGUUUUUGUCCAUCAGUAUUAUUCUGCUUCAAAAAUUGCUGUCCAAGCCUGUCAAUGGUCCUGUCCAUGUCCAUUGAGUUUUCAUCCAAUAGUCAUGUCAAAAUGUGAGAAUUGAUGAGGAUAUUUUGUAAGCAUAGGACAGGUAAAACUAAAAAAUGGGAAACUAAUAUAAAAACCUGGUUUCUAUUGUUUAAAGAAAAGGUAAAAAUGAAAAAGGAACAUAGAAAAUAUUAUGCUGGACUUUGACUAAAUAGUAAUUGUUUUUAGUUUAUUCAACAACAAUUGGAAUCUCUCCAUUUAUCUGGAUUCUUGAAUAUUUAAACAUGUCUGGAUUUGGGCAUAUAUGCAAAAGAUUAUCACUACAAUUUAGGCUAGAUGGAUUUUCACAGGAAUGCAAUGUGGCAGGUACAUUUGUGCACAUACUUUCAUCCUUACAAUUUGAGCCCUUUGCUAAAAGAUGAAGUUUUUGGGACAAGCAGUUCAAAUGAUCUUUAGCAUUCGAAUCCUUUUUGUAUUCUCAAUUGUAGUAGUUUAUUUUUAAAAUUGUUGUUGCUAUGUGACCAAAAGGUCACAGGUUCGAAUCCUGGAAACAACCUCUUGCAAAAUGCAGGUAAGGCAGCGUACAAUGGAUCCUUUCCCGGGAUCCCGCAUGGCGGGAGCUUCAUGCACCGGGCUGCCUUUUUUUAAUUGUAGUAGUUUAUUUUUAAAAUUCAACGAUACAUUUUACAAACAAUUAUAUCAUACAACAAGGCUACUUUAUGUUUAAAAAGAAAGGCCGGUUUUUGGUCUCUAACAUGGAUAUAGUGCAGUAUUUAUGCUUCACUGCUUAACAUGAAUAUCAUUGUUUUAUUUUCAGUGCAUAUAUUUUGCAAUUUUUUGGAACUUUAUUAUGCUUCAUGUAUAACAAAUCUCUUUUGUCCUUCUCUUUUGUUUAUACAAGCAAUCCUUUUCUUGUGGUGCACAGCUACAUGUUGAUCAUGUAUCUAAUAUUAUUCACUUGCAUUUUCUAAUGCAUCAUACCAAACUUAAUACAAUAAUUUUCCUACAUGAUGUACUGUUCAUUUAUUCUGUUUUGCAGAUAAGAAUUUCUUUCUCAUUACUUCACUUUUAGACAGUAUGUUAGAACCACAUAGGAUACAGAAACAUCUGUAACAAUUGAAAAUAAAAUCAUUUGUAUCAAGCAGAUUAGUUUGUGAUUCACUUGGUAUGAUAAAGGUAAAAGAUGCAAGUUGACUUUGGGUUAUUUUCAGGACAGAUGUCAUUUUUGUUCAUUCUGUUUCAGCAUCUCUCACUUUGAUCUAUUUACUGCAAUUUGCGCUUUGAGAUUGCCUUCAUAAUCCCAGGUUAAACACAUGCAUUGGUUUCAAGUUCAAGAUGAAGCUUUAACUUGUGAGUGUCGAUGUAGUAGAGCUUGCUUACCACCUAGCAAAUAUUGGCUGUUUGAACCUCGAUGUAGCCUUCAUGAUAUUGGUGGCUGGUAUAUUGAAACAUAU
Molecule: messenger RNA, 2856 nt
Organism: Zingiber officinale
Lineage: Eukaryota; Viridiplantae; Streptophyta; Magnoliopsida; Zingiberales; Zingiberaceae
Exons: 4
Coding region: 59-1348 (429 amino acids)
Source: RefSeq, a predicted model, not a curated record